UAAGAAGUAAGAAGCAUGACGACUACCCUUACUCGUUCUGUCUACAAUGAAAUCGGCCCUUAUGUAAACUAAAAAUUUAAUUUAUAAGAUAUUCUUAAAUUAAUUCGUCUGUCCACUAUUACUGGAUAAUUGGUUCAAGAAUAGAACUCCUAAGAGUGAGUAGGAUUUUCAAACCUAAUUGUUUCAACCUGGUAUGAGAAUGAAGAUUCCCGUUGUGGAACAAUCAGCAAACCUCUUUAGCAGCCAAGAAUCCUCAGCAGGAUACUUGUCGUCAGACAACUCAGAAGCCGGACAACAGGAAGAAGGCGAAUCCAAUCCCCUGUACAGUGGUGGAGAAACCCCAACAGCGUCUGAUGAUUUUUCUGAAUAUCUGUGGAUGGAAAAUGAAGAGGAAUUUGAUAAACAGAUUCUACAGCAGUUGGAAGAAGAGGCUCUGAUGGAACAUUGUUUGGAGGUUAUGAUGGAUCACGAACAUCAUUUGGACACCAUGAGAUUCUUAUCCUCUCUAAGCUCUGAUGACACCCAUUCACCCUCAUGGAGCGGGGAUCAACAAGCUCAGAAUGGAUCUGAACUCUGCCGUCAGAUGUCAAACUUGAGAGUUCAGGAUAAAGAUGAGUUAGCCAAGCAGAGCACUUUGAAUCCAAACGCUGCUGAGUUUGUGCCCCAAUCGAGGACUUCUAGCAUCCCUCUGGUAGAAAAAUCAUCUUAAAACACACCUACAACGAGAUCACAUCAUUCUCCUCUAGGCUGUGAAGAAUUGUCGUUUGUGCAGUCUGCAACCCACCAAUGAAAUUUUUCUUUGUAAUUUACUGAGUUUGCUUAUGAUUCACUGCCAAUUUUCAACCCCAAUCACUUGAUCUGAGUGAGUCCGUCCUGUCCUUGUAGACUGCAAACCUCAUAUUCUUUACAAACCAAACCUUCCCUUUCCCUUAGAUUCUAUUCUAUUUAUUGAUUUUCACCAUAUUUGUAGUACAAAUAAUAUUGUCAUUAUUGCAUAGCAAGAAUACUCAGUUGUGUGGUGUAUUAGUUUAAAAGGCAGGUCCCAUUUCAUGACAGGAUAUCACAGGUAUGAUCUAUUCUGCCCAAACCCCCAGUCUCCACUAUUUCGUUGUUUAAAUCAAGAAUGCAUGUUUCUAAAUAAUAACUUGUGAGCUUAAUCCUGCAAAAUUUAUUUAUAUUGUAAAUAUUUUAUUGUUCCUAAAAGGAAUUAGUUGUUUAUAAAACUUUUCUUUCAGUAUGCGGUUCAUGAUAAACAUUUCAUAAUUAAUAUUAUUCUUCUGGCGAUUGAAAUUUACUUGUUAGGGAUAGGAUAGGAUAUAAAUAUAUUCAGCUACUUAAGUGUAAGCAUGCAAGAGGAUAGGUUAGAAUGACAUGAUCAUAGUCAGAAUUGAAGUAAAUAUGUAGUACACCAAAUAGAUAAACGUGUAAAAAAUAAAUAUCAUUUUCAAUGUUAAAAUCAUAUAUUUUAAUGAUCACUUCUAAACAUACAAGGCAAUUUUUUUAAUCCUUAGAAUGUUUUUACUGGCUGCAUACUGGCCAGCAUUAGAGUCACAUAGAGGAUUUAUGUAAAAAAUAAUAAUGUCAAUAUGAAUAUCAUAUGUGUAAGUAACCCAUUUCAAACUUGUUUACCUUAAAUAAAAAUGUUUUCCUUAUGUUUAAAAAUGUUUUAACCAUAGUUAGGUUCUUAUACGAAAAACAAACGUCGGUCAAAGUAAGAUAGAGCUUUAACGGACAGCGAUUCCAAGGAUUAAAAACCCUGACUGACAAAGUGAGCAUCCUUGGGGGUUCCACUAAUAGUUACCAUGAUAGAUAAUGUAAACGUUUUUAUUUUAUUUGUCUUAACAUGACAUGUGUUUACAGAGGGGUUAAAUUUUUCUUUUUUACAAGAUGUAAAAAACACAAUGUGUUGUUGGGCAAACAAUUUUUAAAAGGGUUACUUGUGAAGUUUUCUUUUAAAAAUCUAACUUAGCCUUAAAAAAAUAUCAUUUGCUUAAAAUUAAAAAUGGUAAAGAAUGUAUAAAGGACGGUUGUGUGAGACUGAAAGGUGCUUGGUUAUUAAAUUAUGUAAAUUUGAUUCUUAUUGUAAAUAAACCAUUUCAUUAACUAAAAAAAUGUUGUGUUUUAAGUCCAUAGUGUAUAUUGUUUGUGUUUAUCUACGGCAUUGGGUGUAAGGAAUGGGUCCAACCCUUGUCUUGUUAGACAGCAUCAUUAGUUUGAAAACCCAAUGAAUAAUAGCGGGUCUGGUAACAAUUAUAGGCAAGCACUAUAACCACCCGUCUCCUAUCAAGUUGUAGUAAAAAAAUGUAUUAGCAAUUGUAAUGCAAUCUGUUAUUAUUGUAUUUAAAGCUGAGAUUAAAACAAGCGUAAAAAAAUUAGUAAAUUUAAGCAUUUGAAAAUAUUUUAAUUAGUUUUUCAUACCCAGCGUAUUUUAUCUUUAGAUUUUUCUACAAAUCUCAACACUGACGUUGUUGUAUCAGAUACUAUCAGCGCAUUAUGAUGCCACAUUUGCAGCCAAUGUUGUGACCCAUACUGACAUCAAAUAGUAGGAAUGUACGUUUAGUAAUCCAAAAACAUUCAAUCUUACUAUAUGACACUUAGGUAUGCAAGUGUCUGAAAUAACUGUAUGGAAAUGUCCCUUAGCAAAAAAGGUAAUUAAAAAAUACAACCUACAGUAAAAUUCUCUUUAAUUUGAGUUUUUUUGGAGAAAACUUCAGACCUAUGGAUCCCAACAGUAAUUUCAUCAUAAUUAAGUGACAGAUCAACAUUCUUGAUGGUUCUUGGGUUCCAUUAAAUGCAAGACCUUGUUACAUAAUCACAAUUAUCUGAAGAGUCCAUUAUGGAAAUAGGAGUAUUGGGUGUUGUAACAGAUUAGAUAAUUUGUUUAAACAAACUUUUUUAAGUAAUUGUUUAAGGGUUUUGUAUUAGCAUAGUGUAUAUUUGAUUAAGUUAUUAAUUAUUAAACAUUUGGUCUUUUACUUAUAAUACAUGUAAAGCUUUUAAGUAAAGGGUGAUUUUUAAAUUGAAGGUUAUUAAAAGGAUGGUAAUAAGUUAGUACACGAUAAAACGCCUAAACGGUUUCACAAUAGUAUAUUACGUUACUAGUCCUGAAAAUAAGUGUUUACCGGACGAGUGUGGUCGUUCCCGUGCGAGACGAAGUCGAGUACGGGAUUACCAUACGAGUCCGGUACACACAUUUUGGACGAGUUACGUACGAUAGUUUACAGCACACUACUACAUCCGUACAAAUCCUUAUAUAUUUCCACCAAUUAAAUUACUAAAAAUCACUAGUCAUAACCUCUCUAGAGAGGUUAUGUUUUUGUUUAUAGCCACUCACUGCCACCUAAAUACAGUCAGGUGAUUGGUGUCCGGUAAAACCUCAUUUGAAUAAGCUGGCGGCAAACAGCUGUUUUCUGGACUAAAUCCUUGCGUGGGAAGUUUUUCAAAAUAAUGUAGUGUGGCGUAAAAUACUAUUUGUAAUCCUUGUGUGUUGCCUUUCAAAGGUUAUCACUAUAAAAUAUGGUUAGAAAUGCUAAUUUUCUUUUAUUUCAACUAUCAGUUGAACAAAACCUACAGCUGUGAAGUAAAUGAUAUUUGUAGACAUUCUGUACAAAAGAGCAAAAAGUUUAUUAGCCAACUAACACGCAAACUUAACUCAAUUUUGUUCAUAAAUCUCUGUUCCAUAAAUGGCAAGAUAACAACUUUUUAACAUUUAAAAAUGGGGAACUUUUUGUGUGAAUGUCCUUAAAAAUACCGACAUUAAGAGUUUUGUCAAUCAAGAUGUAGGUGAACAACAACAAAAACAGCUAUGGAUAAAAGGAUAGGAUAUUACUAUUGUGAUUGUGUUUAAACUUUUAUACUUAUUUUUAUCUUUGAGGAAAUGAAAGUCUAGUCUCUUAAUUUCAGUACCGUAUGGAUUUUACAAAUGGUUGUGAGAAUAUUUGUUAUUUUUUGUUUUAUUCCCUAUUAACAAUAUCUUAAAAUUAUAUUUUUAUGAAUUAUUUUAAGGAUUAUAAGAGUAAUAUACUGUACCUACUAAAAAAUCUUGGUGAAGGUUUUCAUUCUACCCAUCUGUUUUUAUUUCUUUACAAGGACAAUAAAGCUGUAAUUUUUAUUUUUUUAUUUUAACUUUAUUAGUGUUAGAAAAAAAACCAUUGUGAACAUGUAAUAUUCCCACACUGUUUUACUGUUGUGUAUCAGCCACUCUUGUUAAAAAUGUAUAAAUCAGUUAUAUGUGUAUAAGAAAAUCCCCUCCCUAGAAAACUUACUACUUGUUAACCCAAAGCAGGCCCAUACAAAUUGGGCUAAGUAUAAAAUAAAUGGUGAUGUUAAAAUUUAAACACAGUUAUUUGAAAAAAUCUAACAUUUUAAAAAGAAAAUGCUUCUCCUCUAUACAAGCUUAAAGUUAUUUUGUUUGCUUCUCUUUUUUGUAUCUAAAUAGGCAUCACACUCGGGUGAAAUUGGUUUUGAAUGUAUUUACUUGUAUUCACUGUUUUGAUCGUUAAUUUUAAAUGUAUAAUUGGGAACAAACAAUGUGUAUUGUCAUUAAAGAGUUUUGAGUGUGAAGUACAAAUCCCCCUUUGGAUGUCAUCUUUCUGUAGGAUUGUCAAUCACCCUAAUCAUUUUAGAGAGUAGUCAUAGAACAGCUUUGUUAUUUGUCUAUUCUUUUUGUUGUUAUAGUUAAAAUUACUUGCAAUAUGGAGCAUAAGGUAUAUCAUAUUUUGUGAAUAAAAUACUUUUAAAACUG
This is a messenger RNA of Macrosteles quadrilineatus (aster leafhopper), 4744 nucleotides long. RefSeq names its product polyadenylate-binding protein-interacting protein 2 (gene Paip2). NCBI's taxonomy places the organism in Eukaryota, Metazoa, Arthropoda, Insecta, Hemiptera, Cicadellidae. The coding region runs from base 194 to 709 and encodes 171 amino acids. The record is from RefSeq and is a predicted model, not a curated record. Gene Ontology annotation, molecular function: mRNA regulatory element binding translation repressor activity. The transcript has 5 exons. Gene Ontology annotation, cellular component: cytoplasm. Gene Ontology annotation, biological process: negative regulation of translational initiation.